CGCAAGCGUGUGGCUUCUGCUUUGGACGUCUUUAGUCACUGGGGAGGGGGGGAGUACUCUGCAAUCGCCACUACCGUCAGGCGCUGGUGGCCCGGAAAGGAAGCUGGCGAUUUGAGGCUCUUUUGAUCUCCACGCUUUAGGGAACUUGGCACCUAAAAGGAGAGGAUCGGGAGGGCUCAGCCGCGCCUUAACCCCUUCAUCACCAGCUCUCUGCUUGUGAAGAUUCAGUACUGACAGAAGGGCGCUCUGCAUGUACUCAGAGUUUUGCUGCAUGGAGAAUAAAUGGGAAUGAUUCAAACCUAUUUGCAGAAACUGAAAGAAGACUGAAGUUAAUGGAAGCAGCAGGCUGUGAACAAUCAUUCCAUACAAAUGUUUUCUGUCUCGUAAUGUAAAACUCCUCUGAACCUUAUGAUUAUGAAGUCUAUCCCAAGGAUAAUCUGGCAAUCUUAAAUAUAUUCGUAGGAAGAGGCAAUGCAGCAGAAGCCUCCUGAUGAAAUCUCUGGUGUGAUACUGAGCAACGAUGACAUUGGUGCCAGUGGAAUAUGGGCAACAUGGCAGCAUCUUACAUGGGUGAGAAAGAGACGAAGGGAUCAUGUGGCCCAAUUACUGCAAACUACAUAUUUUGUGCUGGGUUCUGGCAGUGCUGGCUAUUCUCGCUUUAGUCCACAACUUUUAUCAGUUAGAGAAUCUGGAUGACGCACGCUUAAAGUGGUUGAUAGAAGAUGAUGACCAGCAGUCUCCAUCACAGGUGACUAAAAUACCCAGAAAACUGUUCUGUGGCUAUGAGCACCAAGCUUUGUCCAAGAGAGAACAAUGGGAAGAAGAGUCCUUAUUUGCUGCUAUAGAGUGGCCCACACCUCCAGCAGACAAAAUCCCAUUUGUGAGGAGCACUGACUCUUCCCACAGCAACUUUGUGAUACUGAAUACACACUCACAUUUCAAGGUUGGUGAUCAGCUGGAGGUGUUAGUCCAUGUGAAGGAUUAUGAAGGGAAACCAAAGCAAUAUGGUGGAGAUUACCUUCAAACAAGAAUCCACUCUGCUCAUCUGAAAGCUGGAGCCAUUGGAAGAGUUGUAGAUUACCAGAAUGGAUCUUACAGAGCCUUUUUUACUUUGCUUUGGCCAGGGGAGGUUAUAGUAUCUGUCUCCUUGGUCCACCCUAGUGAAGGGGUUCAAAUCCUUCAACGUUUACGAGAAGAGAGACCAGACAGGGUCUUCUUUAAAAGCCUAUUCAAAUCAGGGAGGAUUUCAGAAACAACUGUGUGCAAUGUGUGUUUGCCUGGAAAUAUGCCAGUCUGUAACUUUACAGAUCUUUACACUGGCGAGCCAUGGUUUUGCUACAAGCCAAGAAAACUCUCCUGUGCCACCAGGAUCAACCAUUACAAAGGGGGCUAUGAGAAGGGCCUUUUAACCUCAGAGGAGAGACGUUUUUUCCAAAGUAAUGUGAAUAUCAAAGUGCCAAUCCCUUCCAGUGGUCCUGAUACAGUCAUUGUAAGACCCUUGGAACAUGCAGAGAUGGACAGUCUGGAAAGAUCUUCAAGCACAGAUGUAUUUCCUUCUGGUUACUAUUAUCAAGAUGAAUGGCAACCAAGAGCACAAUGGAUUCGGCAUUUUAACAAGUCAUCAGAUAUUACUGAAUGUUUACAAGGAAAACUUAUCCAUUUGUUUGGAGACUCUACAAUCAGACAGUGGUUUGAAUAUCUGACUGCAUUUGUCCCAGAUCUCAUGGAAUUGAACCUUGGCAGUCCUAAAAAUGUCGGUCCUUUCGUGUCUGUGGACCCAAAGCACAACAUCCUGCUAAAAUUCCGCUGUCAUGGGCCUCCCAUUCGCUUUUCCAUUGUUUUUAGCAACGAGUUGCACUACAUAGCCAAUGAAUUGAACCGAAUUGUAGGUGGGAAGAACACUGUGAUAGCCAUAAGUAUCUGGUCUCACUUCAGCACUUUCCCAGUAGAAGUGUAUAUCAGGAGACUAAGGAAUAUUCGCAGAUCAGUUGUUCGGUUGUUGGAUCGGAGCCCCAAAACUCGGGUAAUCAUUAGAACAGCCAACGUUCAGGAGCUUGGACCAGAGGUUAGCCUUUUCAACAGUGACUGGUAUUCCUAUCAGCUUGACACAAUCAUGAGAAAGAUGUUCUCAGGAAUUGGAGUGUACCUUGUGGAUGCUUGGGAGAUGUCACUAGCACACUAUUUGCCGCACAAAUUACACCCAGAAGAUAUCAUUGUCAAAAACCAGUUAGAUGCUUUCUUAUCUUUUGUGUGUCCACUGGAAACACACUACAGCUUCUUGAGAGGAAUCCAUAAUCAAAUGUGGUCUCUAUUGGUAUAAAUUCUUAACAUUUGCACUAGCUAUUUAUCAUGGAUUAUUGAUAAUUGGAGAUGCCCAUAACAUUCACCUGAUCUGCCCAGCCUGCACUGUAGCAUGCAUAUUCAUAUUUGCUGUUUUGAUAUGAUGUAUUUGAUUUUAAAGUGUAUGCUAAAUGGUGUCUAAUAAAUUGUCUACAAUCAGUUCAUUAUUUAUUUUAAAAUGGGGGCUGAAUUUUUAAAAAAUGCUACUUAUGUACAUUUCUGUAUCACUUUUGCAGUGUGGAUCUCCUUGUGGAUGCUUCCUGUAUUGCUUUCAGUGAAGCACACAUCCUAAUGCAGAUAGGGAUGUGUAUUGAACAUAGGCAGGUAACUCAGACCAUUGGUAAGGCUACCAUAUGGAAAAGAGGAUAAGUCUGCUAUACCUUUUAAGAGAUGCACAGAAAAGGUAACUUCAGCAGGUGCAGUUUGUUAUGCAGGGGCAAGAAAGGCUGCACCUGCUGAAAAUCCCACUUCUGUUCAUCAAAGGUACAAGAGGCCUACUCUCUUUUCCAUAUGACAGCCCUAACCAUUGAUCCAUCUUGCUCAGUAUUGUCCAACUGACAAGAGUUUGGACCAAGGUCUUUCCCAAGCCUGCUAUCCAAUCUUCUUUUAAAUGAAGAUGCUGGGGAUUAAACCUAGGAUCUUCAGCAUGCAAAAAUAUGUGCUUGUCACUGAACAUGGGCCCUCUUCAGCUGUAUGCGCAUUUGAGUGAACACUCCAUUGAAAGUUACUCAGGGUAGCCCGGCCACAUCUGCCCUUCAAUGCAUCUUUGGAUGUGCACUUGUGUUUCUGUGGGGAGGCAUUCCUCCAUACAGCUUAAACCAUUUUUGGGAUGGUGAUGGGAGGGAAGAAACUUUAGAACAAACCCAGGUUUCUUCCUUUCAGCCUAUCACCCAGCUCUGGUGAUGAGGGCUUUUGCCAAUAUUACGGGCAGUGCACAUGUGCAGCCCUCCGUCCCCACCAGUUGGGGCAAGGUUCACUCCCACCACAGCAGGACUCCCUCUGUAGCUCUUUCCUCUAUUUUGGUGUUCAGUGUGUCUGCUUGCAGGACACCAAUUUCAUUUUGUUUUGUUUGCUUGUUUUUAUAUCCCGUUCUUCCUCCAAGGAGCCCAGAGUAGUAUACAAUACAUGGGUAUUUCAAUACUGUGAGGUGAGUUAAGCUGAGAGAGACGUGCCUGGCCUAGAGUCACCCAGUGGGUUUCAUAGCAGAAUGAGGAUUUGAACUUGGGUCUCCCCAGUCCUACUCCAACACUGACAGUUCUAACCAGUACACCAUGCUGCACACUUACUAAUGAGAGUGUUUUAAUAAGUACAUUUAGAUAGCCUAUAUGAGAAUCUCCUGAUUGAUUUGAUAUUUUCCAUGGGAGGACAUUAUCACUAAUAUUGAUUAAGUAUUUGAGAUAUAUUAGCUUUCUCUAUCUGCAUGUACUGCAUCCGUGUACUGCAUGUACACGGACACCGUUUUAAAGACCCUUCUCAGUAGUUAAGUUCUGUGGAAUAGUGGAAGGAUCACUUGGGGACCUUCGUUUCUCUUUAAAGUUGCUGAAAGUAGGAAAGGAUCCCUUAGACUACAGUGAACAAUAAAAUAAGCAGUUUUAAAUGUCUCUUGAUUCCUGAUUUUUAAAACAUAUAUAGAAGAGCGGUUUUGAAAACCAUUAGGCAAUAGCUGCUAUUAUAUUAAAAGCUGCUGCAUCUACUCUUAUUUCACAAAUAUCUGUAUUCUGAACCAGUCUGGAUUUGGCGCUUGCCUAGAGAGUUUACAAGCUGUAAUAAAUGGACCAGAUAUGGACAUGGGGUGUAUGAAGUCAGAGAUUAAUACAGUAGCCGUAGCAGAGACGUGCAGAAAUGAAUGACAGAGAAUGGCUAUUGGUUCCUUCUGAAUGGCGAUAGGAAUGUAUUGAAUUUGCAAAUCGCCCCUGAAAUGCACUAACUCAGGGUCCCUGUUUACUUACACACUGGGGAGAGUUGGAUGGCAGAAGAGAAGCAGACAAGAAUAAGGGGUUGGAUGAUUCAGGAAAGACUGCUAGUACAGUGUAGUAGUAGAAGAAGAAGAAAGUGUGUCUUGGAAAAAGAGAGAAAUGUGGUCUGAUUUGGGUGGUUUCUGGAAGGAAGGCUGUUUCAGGCAUUACAUCAGACAGGAAAAGAGCUUUAAAAAACCUUUUGUACAGGAGCUUGUGCAUUGAUUGCCUCACUACCUACAAGCCCAAAGAGUGAAUGGAACAGCUUCCAACCUAUUCAGAUAUCCAGCACUUUAGGACAAAAUUAAAUGUAACAAAGUUCAAUCAUUUACUGUAGAUCCAUUUAAAAAAAUGGAACUGUGGUAUUAGUUCGUGCUGGUUUUCACUGAUUAAAUACAUUCAGUCUGCAGUAACACCUGUGAUUAAACUAUUUCUAUAUCCACAA
Messenger RNA from Hemicordylus capensis (graceful crag lizard), 4740 nucleotides. It is a transcript of the gene NXPE3, whose product is annotated as neurexophilin and PC-esterase domain family member 3. The transcript is spliced from 7 exons. The coding region runs from base 593 to 2320 and encodes 575 amino acids. The record is from RefSeq and is a predicted model, not a curated record. NCBI's taxonomy places the organism in Eukaryota, Metazoa, Chordata, Lepidosauria, Squamata, Cordylidae.